AUGGCGCGGCCUGCGGAGAUUUUCCCGCCGCUUUUGGACCGUUUGAACGCUCCGCACCCGUCGGUGCAGCGAUUUACUGUAGACGCCAUCUUCGCGCGAUUCAAGGCGCCGAGCACGGCGCCGCAAACCUGCGCGCCCGCGCGCGAGGCGCUGACGGCGUGCCUGACUCAUGCCACGUCAGCCGUGGUGGACCAAUCCGUAACGGCGCUUUGCGGGCUCGUCCAAUCAGGGCACUGCAAGGCGGAUGAAGCGCUGGCGCAUCUGCUGGCGGCGCUGCCAGCAGUGCGGGGGGAGGUGGUGGGAAGUGUGUGCGCGGGGGUGGUCGGGAUGUACGUGGCGUGCGUCAGGGCUGACGUGGCCUGUGCUAAGGGUGACGUGGCGCCUGCAAGUGCCCUCCUCCCCGCCCCCUCCCCGCCCUCCCGCCUCCGCUUCAAGGCCGCCCUCCACACGCGAUUGGUCCACGUGGCUGCCACGUCAGCAGACCUGUUCCAGCCAAUCACGGCGCUGCUGGUGUCGCUGCUUCCAUGGCACAUGCUGUCGUCAGCAGUGAUCCCCCAAAGCAACCAACCACACCAAUCCCACCACAGCCACCAUCCACACUCGCUCCCCUCCCUCGCCACCCGCCUCUCCGCCUGUGCUCUCGCGCUCUCCCUCGAGCUCCAAGCCGCAGGCACCACCACCGCUGCUGGUGCGUCUUCUGCUGCUGCUGCUGCGGCUCCCAGUGCUGCUGCCUCUGCUGCUGCGGGGCUGCCCUCUUGCCUCUUCCUCGUUCAAAAGGCCUCUCUGCUGCGAGCGCGGAUUGACUGUCAGAGAGAGGAGGGAGAGAGUGAAAAGGAGGAUGUGGGGAGAAGAGAAGGGGAAGAUUCCAGCAUGGGUGUGGGACAGCUGGGAGGCGUCGUAGGAAUGAGAAGGAUGGGAAGAGAAAGUUGGGAGUCGGAGGAAGCGGAGCAGCAGAGGGGUGGGGAAGGGGAUGCAGUAGAGGUGGUGGGGUUGCUGCGCCUGCUGCUCUGCGGGCUACCAGCAGACGAAGACCACAUCGCUGUGCUCGCAGUGCUACAGCAGACCCUCUCCAAGCUGAAUCGUGAAGCCGCCUCGUCUGGGCACAAAGGCACACGUGGCAGUGCUUUUGAGUCGACUCAAAUGCAGCAGACCCUUUCCAAGCUGAAUCGUGAAGCUGCUGAAGCCGCUGAAUCGUCUGGGCACAAAGGCACACGUGGUGGUGGCGGUACACAGAGCGCGGCUCCUCUGCUGCUGCAGCCGGCCCUUUCCAAGCUGAAUCGUGAAGCUGCUGAAGCCGGUGAAGCCGCCUCGUCUGGGCUCAAAUGCACUGGCAGUGGCGGCACACAGAGCGCUGUUCCGCUGCUGCUGCUGCCGCUCCUCCACCUACUUUCCUUCCCGUCACCUGCCCUCAAGCAAGCUGCAGCACGGGCUAUCAAUGCCUGCCUCGCUGCUACUGCCACUGCCACUGCCACUGCCACUGCCACUGCCACUGCCACUGCCACUGCCACUGCCACUCAGCCUCUCCUCUCCUCGUCCCUGUCGCCCUCUGCUGGAUCUGCCAGUAGUAAGCAUGCUGCAUCAGACCAGCAGCAGCUGUGGCACAUGCGGCAGCAGCAGCAGCAGUGGAGACACGCAGACCUCUGGCACACACGUCAGUACGCCCACCUCUUCACCUGCCUCACCUCCUCCCAGCCUCAUACAUUUUCCUCUCGCUAUCCAGUCGCAAUCGCCUCGGCCCAACGGCAGCGUGGCACGUGGCACUCGCCGGAAACCUGGGCAAAUGAGCCUGUGCCACGUCAGCAUGACCUCGCUGGGUCCUCCCCAAGCGCAGACGUGGAUGAUGAGCUUGCUGACAUGGCAAAGUCGCUGGCGCUUUCAGACGGGAGAAGCACGCUGGCAGGAGCACCAGGUGGGGUGCAUGGGUGCCACGUGUCAGGCUCUAAUAGGUGGCUUCUGGCGCUACAGCAGCAGCUGAAUCAGAUCCGGAAAGAGACAGUGAGAAAGGCAGGGAGGGAAACAUCAGCAGGCAGCGGCAUGAGUCAAUCUCUGAUCCUCUCACUCGCAGCUCUCCUCCUCCCACUCUCCACCCUCCACCCCUCCCCCUCCCUCCGCUCCUCCUCCCUCCUCUCCCUCUCCCGCCUUGCCUCCUGUGAGCCUAUCUGGGCUCUCUCCCUGCUGCCAGCUGUCCUCUGGAGUUUGAGCCACGUGGCACAAGGAGUGGUGGGCGGGGAGGGAGAGGUGGGGGGAGAGAGAGGGGUGAAGGAAGGCGGGGGGAGGGGAAGCGGUGACGCGGGCGGCAAGUCUUGUCUUCAAGUGCUCUGCGUCCUGCCGAGCCUUGCGAGGCACUGGCUGGCUGCUGGUCCUGUGGUGCAGGUCCUGACAAAGCUUGCCGGCCAGAAGUCCCGCCCUCUCCUCGCGUCUGUGGCUCUGCGGCUGCUGCAGCAAGCCUGGGCCAUCACCGACCACAUCUUCUCUCUCUCUCCCCACCUUUCCCUUUUUCGCUUUCCCCCCUCCAGUCUUCUCGCAUCGGUGGCUCUACGGCUCCUCCAACAGGCCUGGGCCAUCACCGACCGCAUCUUCCCCUCCCUGCAGCCGCUGCUGCUGCCGCCCUCCCUCUCCCUCCCCAAAAGCAUAAGAAUAACCAACACCAGCAGCACAGCUAGCAGUGAUGUGGGGGGAGGAGAGGUGAUGGUGCUGGCAGCAGCAGCGAGCAUACAGGGAGUGUGCCGCCACGACACGGACCGGGCAGUGCGGCUGGUGCUGUCAGUGCAGGCGGCUAUCGAGUCACCAAGCCCUCUUGUUGCUGCCUUGGGUCUCGACGCCCUCGCUGCUCUCUGUGCUGCUGAUGCCGUGGCGCAGGCUGCUAUCGAGUCACCAAACCCUCUCGUUCCUGCCUUGGGUCUUGACGCCCUUGCUGCUCUCUGCACUGCUGAUGCUGUGGUGCAGGCUGCUCUCAAGUCGCCAAGCCCUCUUGUUGCUGCCUUUGGCCUCGACGCGCUUGCUGCUCUCUGUACUGCUGAUGCUGUGGGUAAGUCUUGCAUCUGCGGCAUCCCACUGGCUCUCAGUGCUAUCGAGUCACCUAACCCUCUUGUUGCUGCUUUGGACCUUGGCACGCUUGCUGCUCUCUGUGCUGCCCACGCCAUGGUGGUUUCCCGAUCACACCCCUCCCUGCCCGCGCAUCCAAUCACGGCCGCCCGCUGGUGCCACCUGCUGCAAUCCGCUGCUCUCGACGCCGCGGCCUAUCCCGACGCGACACGUGGCAUCAUGGAGGGCCUGUGGGAAGCUGCCAGGAAAGGGAGGGAGGGGGAGCUGAUAGAAGGAGGAGGGGGAGGAGGGGGAGAAGGGAAGAGGGAAUGGAGGCAGACUCGUGCUGCUGCGUUUACUGCACUUGCUGCGUUCACGCUGGAUGACGUCACAGCCACAUGGCCCAGCACCCACCUCGCGCUAUCCUUCCUCUCAGAGCUCUGCCCUGCUGCGCGCCAACCCAUGCUGCCCCUGCUCUCCCAACAGGUGGAUGACGUCACAGCCACAUGGCCCUACCCCAGCACCCACCUGGUUCGAGCCUUCCUCUCAGAGCGCUCUCGUUUUGUUCGCCAAUCCAUGCUGCCCCUGCUCUCCCAACAGGUGGAUGACGUCACAGCCACAUGGCCCUACCCCAGCACCCACCUGGUUCGAGCCUUCCUCUCAGAGCGCUCUCGUUUUGUUCGCCAAUCCAUGCUGCCCCUGCUCUCCCAACAGGUGGAUGACGUCACAGCCACAUGGCCCUACCCCAGCACCCACCUGGUUCGAGCCUUCCUCUCAGAGCGCUCUCGUUUUGUUCGCCAAUCCAUGCUGCCCCUGCUCUCCCAACAGGUGGAUGACGUCACAGCCACAUGGCCCUACCCCAGCACCCACCUGGUUCGAGCCUUCCUCUCAGAGCGCUCUCGUUUUGUUCGCCAAUCCAUGCUGCCCCUGCUCUCCCAACAGGUGGAUGACGUCACAGCCACAUGGCCCUACCCCAGCACCCACCUGGUUCGAGCCUUCCUCUCAGAGCGCUCUCGUUUUGUUCGCCAAUCCAUGCUGCCCCUGCUCUCCCAACAGGUGGAUGACGUCACAGCCACAUGGCCCUACCCCAGCACCCACCUGGUUCGAGCCUUCCUCUCAGAGCGCUCUCGUUUUGUUCGCCAAUCCAUGCUGCCCCUGCUCUCCCAACAGGUGGAUGACGUCACAGCCACAUGGCCCUACCCCAGCACCCACCUGGUUCAAGCCUUUCUCUCAGAGCCCUCUGCUGCAGUACGCCAAGCCAUGCUCCCCCUGCUUACCAAACUGGCUGACUAUCAACACAGGACCCGACCCCGGGGUCGGAGGGCUGUGGUGCUGGGAGGAGGAGAGGGGGCAGAGGGUGACGUGGCGUCUGCUGCCACGUCAGCCGGUGCGCCUGGUGCCGCCACGUGGCGGUCGAACAAGCUCCUGGCGGCGCUGCCCCGGCUGUUGUGUCCAGAGAGCUUCGGCGGCCGCAAGGGAAAAGACGGACUUGAUGUACCUGCUGCCGCCUUGCUGCUGGUGCCGCCACCACCGCCAGAGCCGCUGUCAGGCGCAUCUGCUGGCAGUGCCAGGCAGGCGCGGGUAGACCUGGAGAAGGUGGGGACUGGGGCUCUCAAGGAAAGGGAUGCGCACUUCCACCGCAUCUUCCUGGAAGCUUCUCAGUCUCUCAGCCGCCCGGCCUUCUUCCCGCUGGUGCUCUCCUCUCUCGCCGCCUGGACCCACUUCAUGCGCCAAUGGUAUCGCGCCAGGUGUCGCCUCCUGCACGCCACAGCCUCCGCCUCCCCUGCUGGUGGUGCUGCUACAGCUGCUGCAGCAGUGGGAGGGGGAGCAGCAGGGGGAGGGGGAGCAGGGGGACCUGUUCCCCCAGGCGACGUGCCGGCAGCAGCAGCAAGGGGGCUAUGGUCAACAGUAACCCAAGGGUUUGACAGCGGUAUUCCAGUGCAGGCAGAGAACAGUGCUCUCGCCCUCGCCGCUCUCUGCCAAGCCUUGCCGCCCGCCCUCCACCCCCUUGUCGCCUCUGCAGCUGAUCUGCUCCGAUUGCCAUUCUGCUCACCAAGGAUUGCCAUUCUGCUCACCAGGGAUUGCCAUUCUGCUCACCAGGGUAAAGGUCUUACCCUGGUGAGCAGAAUGAUUUUUCUCUGGCACCCCUCUUACCACUUUCUCUCGUCCCCUAGCCACUUGCUCCCACCUUCCUGCUACUUCCUCACACCCUUCUGCCAUUUCCUCUAUCAUUCCUCCAGCCACUGCCACCUGCAUUGGUGCCACUGUGUCCCGCGCCCCAGCCACUGCCACUCGCCCUGCUUCCACUACAUCCCAUGCUCCAGCCAUUGCCGCUCGCCCUGCUGCCACUGCAUCCCACGCUCCAGCCACUGCCGCUCGUUCUGCUGCCAUUGCAUUCCACGCUCCAGCCACUGCCGCUCGCCUUCUGCUGCCAUUGCAUUCCACGCUCCAGCCACUGCCGCUCGCCCUGCUGCCAGUGCCACAGUGGCUGGGGCGUGGGGUGCAGUGGCAGCAGGGCGAGCGGCAGUGGUUGGAGCGUGGGGUGCAGUGGCAGCAGGGCGAGCGGCAGUGACUGGAGCGUGGGAUGCAGUGGCAGAAGGGCGAGCGGUAGUGGCUGGAGCGUGGGGUGCAGUGGCAGCAGGGCGAGCGGCAGUGGCUGGAGCGUGGGGUGCAGUGGCAGCAGGGCGAGCGGCAGUGGCUGGAGCGUGGGAUGCAGUGGCAGCAGGGCGAGCGGUAGUGGCUGGAGCGUGGGAUGCAGUGGCACCAGUGCAGGUGGUAGUGGCAGGAGGAAUGGCAGAGGAAAUGGCAGAAGGGUGUGAGGAAGUAACAGGAAGGGAGCUGGCGCAGGUUCUGAAGAAGCUUCCUGGGGAGAUGGGGCGGGCGGUCACUGUAGCAUUGGCAGAGGCAGAGGGGGGAAAGGGGGAGGUUGGAAGGGGGGAGAGCGAGGGAGAAAUGGGAUUGGAUGUGGGAGGAGAUGAAGGGGAGGAGUGGGGUUUGGGGGGAGCGUUAUUAGGCCUUGCUGUUCUCACCACUUCUUUCACCUCUUCCCCCUCCUCCUCCUCCUCUUCCUCUCCUUCCUCCUCUUCCUCUCCUUCCGCCCCUUCCUCCCCCCACCUCGCCCUCCUUUACUCCUUCGCUUCCCUUCUCUUCCAAUGGACCCAAGCCUUUGCCCACUCGCUGACAUCAAACCAGAAUGUAUGUUCCCCAGGCAAACCUUCCUCAGUUGUACCUCCCCCGCUAGUGGACGGAUGGGGCGACCCCAUCGCCCCACCCACCCCGCCAUCUUCUCUGGACUCUCCCUCGGCCAAUCAUGUGCCGCCACCUGUCCUCGCAGCAGCAGCUGCGCUGGCACUGCCCUUGAUAGCAGAGUGUGGGGUGAGGGGGGGGAGAGAGGCCGGGGGAGGGGGAGGGGGAGGGAGAGGAGGAGGGGGAAUGCUAGAGAGAGAGGGAAUGGGGGGUAUACCAGUGGAGGAGGGAGGUGGGGAAGGGUCCUUCUCCAAGCCUUUCAAGUGGUCACAGGAUGAACGGAUUGAGGAGAAACAGAUGACUUUUGAGGCGCCUCAAAGAGACCCUUAUGGCGCUUAUGCCGAAGCAGACUGUACGGGAGCAGCCAACACCGCACCAGCAGCAGCAGCAGCAGGCACCGGGGCAGCAUCUCGCGGCCCUCCCCCGGUGUUCCUCUCUGCAGUGUCACUCUCUCUAGCUGCCAUGGUGCAUGCCUCCCUGUGCUCUGACGUUGCCUUGCCUCUUGGAGCUAUCACUGACGUCCUCUCUCCCCUGCUGGCUGCUGUCAAAGGGGAGAAGGGAACCGGCUCUGCUGCUUCUCCUGCCACUGCUUCUGCUGGUUUUAAAGCUGCUUCUGCUGCUGAACCUGCUGCUUCUGCCGCUGCUGGUUUUGUUACUGAUUCUGCACCAUCAGCGGGACUGCUACCCAGCAGUGUGAGGGGAGCAGCAGGCAUGGCAGUGGCAGCACUGCUAGGGGCGCCUCUGCUUCUCACCCCCCUCCCAGCCCACCGUACACAGCAGCACCCUCCUUCUGCCUCUGCUAUCUCUGCUUCCGCUCCUGCUCCUGUUGCUCCUGCCGCUGCCGCUGCCGCUGGUGCUGGUGCUACAACUAAUCCUGCUGCUGCCGGCGCUGCUACCACUGUCACAACCAGUGGCGCCAGCUCAGCAGCAGCCAAUCAGAUCCUGGUGAUUGGCCCACUGCUCUUCUCCCCGAGCGACGCGGUCCAAUCAUCCGUCAGGGACGCUCUGCAGUCAUUGGUCGAGGCGUACCGGCGCGACUGCCACGUCAGCGUCAAGCGCCAGGCUGGCUGGGCGCUGGCGCUCUGUGUGGAAGCUUCCCGGAAACUCUCAGGCGAAGGGGACGAGGAGGAGGAUGAGGAUGAGGAGGAGGAGGGUGGGGGGUGGGGAGGAGUAGCAGGAGGAAGAGGGGGAGGAGGGAGAGGAGGAGGGGGUGCGGGGAGGAGGGGAGGGGGAGAGGAGAAGCAGUGGUUGCUGAAUCAAUUCCCUGCUGAUAAUGUGCUGCGGCUGCUGUCAUCUUGGCUGCUAGAGAGGAGUCUGCACGUGGGGGCAGGAGCGGGCAGCCUGUGGUGUGGUGCGGCUGCUGUCACCUUGGCUGCUAUAGACAAGUCUGCACGUGGGGGCAGGAGCGGGCAGCCUGUGGGUGAGUGUGUGAGGGCUGACACUGCCAGCGUGCCAGCUGUCACGUCCUCAUUGGCCCUCCUCGCCCACGCCCCUCGAAUCCCCUCCCUGGACUGGCCCUCCAUCCUUCACCGCUUCAUCCGCCGGGUCUCUGUGACCCCCCCCGCCUCCCAUGCUGCUCUGCUGCUGUUCCCUCCCUCCACUGCUGCUUCAGCAGCGGCAGCAGGGCCACUGGGAGGAGGGUCUGUAGAGGCAUCAGUAGCAGGAGGGAUUUCAGCAGCAGCAGGAGCAGCAGCAGAUGCAGACAAACUACGCUGUGCGUGCCUCCACUUCGCCGCCCACCGCGGGAUCGUCCCCUUCCUCGAUGACCUCACCGCUGACGUCAGCAGGCUCGUCCAGCUGGCGCCGGCGGUGCAGCGAGCGCUGCUGUCGCGACACCUGGCGGCCGUGGUGGGGCUUACCCACCUCCCCCGCCUCCCAUUCUCCCCAGCAGCAGUCCGCGCAGUCGCCAUGCGGCUCCACCUCCUGCGAAUCAACCCGCGACACCUGUCCCUUGCUGACGUGGCGCUGUGCCGCGUGUUUCUCUGCGAGCACCCGCUGCCAGCAACCUACACGUGGCUACUGGUGGAGCUAGCGAGUGCCGUGGCAGCAGCACCAGAGGAGCAUCGCCUGCCCUUCCUCCUCGACACACUCGACUCCAUCCAAGUCGCUCGCCACCCCUGGACGGCUCUGCAGCUCUUGUCUCUCAUGCUCGCACGCCUCUCCCCCGACCGCCUUCUCCUCCCCACCAGCCAUUUCUCUGCUUCUGUGUCAUUACUGUUCCCAUCUUCCCGCCCCUUUCCCCCCUCCCCCAUCGCCCUCCCUAAGCAGGCUCUGCAGCUCUUUUCUCUCAUGCUCGCGCGCCUCUCCCCCGACCGCCUGCUCCUCCCCACCAGCCAUCCCUCUGCCUCCAUGUCGUCACCUUCCCCUCAUCUCUGUCCCCUCCUGUCCCACCCUCCCCCUUCGCCCCUCCCUCCCAAGCAGGCUCUUCAGCUCUUUGCACUCAUGCUCGCCCGCCUCUCCCCCGACCGUCUGCUCCUCCCCACCAGCCCCACGGCAGCAGUCUUCCUCCUGCCGCACACCCUCCCUCCUCUCCUCUCCCAGCGUGGCCUAGCCGGCACUGUGGGAGCCAUAGUUUCUCGCUUCCAGUCGCUGCUGUCGUGGCUGUCAGAUGAGAAGGAGUGCCUGUUCUGGGAAGAUGGGGUUGAUCCGAGCCAUGGUAGUAGUAGCAAUCAGCGGGUGCAGGUGCUGAGGGGAGUGGUGGUGGAUGUGUUGAGGUCUCUGCGCCACCAUCUGCCCUCCCAUGCCUCGCUGCUGUCGUGGCUGUCAGAUGAGAAGGAGUGCCUGUUCUGGGAAGAUGAAACUGGUCCAAAACGUGGUGGCAGCAGCAGUGGCGGUACCAGUGGCGGAAGCAAUGAGCGGGUGCGGGUGCUGAGGGGAGUGGUGGUGGAUGUGUUGAGGGCUCUGCGCCACCAUUUGCCCUCACAUGCUGUUUCCAGUAUCUUUGCUGCUGUCAGAGGUGGCAAUAGCAGCAGCAGCAGCAGCAGCAGCAGCAGCAAUGAGAGGGUGCGGUUGUUGAGGGGAGUGGUGGUGGACGUGUUGAGGGCUCUUCGCCACCAUCUGCCCUCACAUGCCAUCUCCAGCAUCUGUCUCGCCAACGUGACAACGUCUUGUCGCAAGGAACUUGAGGCUCCGUAG
Messenger RNA from Closterium sp. Naga37s-1, 9405 nucleotides. Lineage: Eukaryota; Viridiplantae; Streptophyta; Zygnematophyceae; Desmidiales; Closteriaceae. The record is from the annotation of a GenBank genome assembly.